Molecule: messenger RNA, 417 nt
Organism: Arctia plantaginis
Lineage: Eukaryota; Metazoa; Arthropoda; Insecta; Lepidoptera; Erebidae
Source: the annotation of a GenBank genome assembly
AUGUCGGGACCCAUACAAGACGUUGUUGAAGAAGACGCAGCGGAUUUGCAGUUCCCUAAAGAGUUUGAAAAUGCAGAAACUUUAUUAAUAUCAGAAGUGGACAUGUUACUAGAACAUCGGAAAGCACAGAAUGAGUCUGCAGAAGAAGAGCAAGAAUUUUCAGAAGUCUUUAUGAAAACUCUUACAUACACAAACAUGUUCAAAAAAUUUAAAAAUAAAGAAACAAUAGCUGCUGUUAGGAAUCUCCUUCAAUCUAAGAAACUACACAAAUUUGAAGUGGCAAGUUUAGCAAAUUUAUGUCCAGAGACACCUGAAGAAGCAAAAGCAUUAAUACCAUCUCUAGAAGGCAGAUUUGAAGAUGAAGAGCUUCGAAUAUUGUUAGACGACAUACAAACUAAGCGUAGUUUACAAUAUUAA